AUGUCUAGCCCUCGAAAAUCACCGUAUUUGAAUGAGGAAUACACGGUCGGCUGGAUAUGUGCUCUUCCCGUCGAGCUAGCUGCAGCGAGGGGUAUGAUUGAUGGAGAAGAUCAUAAAGAGCCACAAACUUCACCAGCCGCUGCGGACCAAAAUAGGUACACAUUGGGGACAAUUGGCAACUUCAAAGUCAUCAUUGCUUCCUUACCCAAGGAUCAGCUCGGUUCCUCCUCCGCCACCGCUUCUGUCAAGGACAUGCUGUUUACCUUUCCCAAAACCCGAAUCGGACUUUGUGUUGGCAUAGGUGCCGGAAUUCCGGACUAUGACAGCCAAGAUGAACAUGAUGUCCGCCUGGGAGAUGUUGUUAUCAGCAGCAGCUCCAAGACCGGGGGCGUGGUCGCUUAUGAUUUAGGCAAAAGACUUGCUGAUGGAUCUUUUGAGACUCGAUCUGCCCUGGCUCCGCCUCCUCGCUCGUUGAGCUCGGCUCUUGCGGCAAUGCAGGCGCAGCACGAGAUGGAAGAAAAUAAGAUACCAUUUUAUGUGGGCCAAAUGAUUGAGAAACAUCCAUUCAUGCGCAAGAAGGGAUACACCAAGCCGGAAUCAGAUCUAGAUCGCUUUUUCAAGGCUGAUUACAUUCAUGUUGGAGGGAAUAAAUGCUCCAAGUGUGAAGAUUCAGAGGCUAUAGAGCGGGAGAACAGAUUUGAUGAAGCGCCGCUCAUUCAUUAUGGAACAAUUGCAUCUGGAAACAUGGUCGUCAAAGAUUCGAUUCUGCGUGAUGAGAUUCGAGACAAGCACGGCGCAUUGUGCUUGGAGAUGGAGGCCGCUGGGUUGAUGAACAACUUUCCUUGCGUGGUGAUCCGGGGUAUCUCGGACUAUGCAGACUCUCACAAAAACGAUAGAUGGCAGCCGUAUGCCGCGGCUGUGGCUGCUGCGUGCGCAAAGGAAUAUUUGGAACAUGUACAGGUGAAGGACGUGGACGGAGAGCCGACGGUGAAGGCAAUACUGGAGAAAGUGCAAGAAGUUCAUACCGAAGUGACCAAAGUUGGAAAAUUUGUGGCAACUAAAGAAACCAAACAGGUUCUUGAUUGGAUCAGCUCAGUAGAUUUCAUUGACCAGCAAAAUGACAACAUCAGCCUGAGACAAGAAGGAACAGGCAGUUGGCUUAUAAAUUCGGAAGAGUUCACUCAGUGGAUGAAUGGCAAUAGCGAACAUCGCACUUUGUUCUGUCCUGGGAUUCCAGGCUCUGGCAAGACACUUAUGGCCUCAAUCGUGAUAGAGCAUUCGAGGGAAACUUUCAAAGACAACUCAGAUAUAAAAGUUGCUUUUGAAUUUUGCAGCUACCAGUCAAAACAUCGACAGACAAAGUCCGAGUUGUUGCUCAGUCUUCUUCGGCAACUUGCGCUUCGCUCUCCAGAUGCAGAUUUGCUGCCGUGUGUAUUGAAACUUUUCCAGACCCACAGCUCACAGUCUACGAGACCUCAACCUUUGGAGGUGGAAGCAGUUAUAAAGGAUGCCAUUGGGUCAUAUUCCUCUGUCUUCUUGGUCGUUGAUGCUCUUGAUGAGUAUUACUCUGCAGACAGAGAAGACUCGAGAUUAUUCUUCGAGGCCUUGCGCAAAAUUCGCGAACAUACUCACGUCAAAGUCUUCGUGACAUCGCGAUACAAUGAGGAUAUUUCAUCCCAUUUUGUUCCUUUUGUCACGAAAGAAAUUCGGGCUCACGACGAUGAUAUACUGAAAUAUGUGAAAGAAAGAAUGCCCCAGCUUCGUAUUUCGAAAACUUCACAAACCCUCGAAUUUCAAGAGCACGUUCAAGGAGGGGUUAUCAAAGCUGCGGAUGGAGUAUUUCUACUUGCAAAAUUGCACAUGAAUCAUCUGAUGGACUUUUUGACUAUUAAGAGAGUUAAGAGCGCAAUAACUCAAUUGCCUCGAGGUACAACCGGUCUCAAACUAGCAUAUGAUCAGGCUAUGCUACGGAUUACAUCCCAAUCAGGAGGAGAGUCCGAUGAAGAAUCUGAAGGUGAAGGGUCUGCGUCUGAAUUGGCGUUGAAAGCUCUGUCUUGGCUCACUUUUAGCAAGACAGCUCUAACAGCCGAUCAACUCAUACACGCUAUCGUCACCCGGCCAGGGAUGAAAAACCUUGACUGGGAAGCAUUUGUUGAUAUAAAUGUCAUUGAAAGCAUUUGCGCUGGUCUUGUUGCAUUUGAUCGAAAUACCGGCAUCGUGCGUUUGGUACACUACACCACAAAGACAUACUUAUCAAAGAGCAGCUAUCUUCAGGAUUCCGGAGAAAAAAUGGCUAAAGUUAUCAUAACCUAUCUUAGCUUCCACGCUUUCUCCACUGGACGAUGCAGUGCCGAAUCGAGCUUUGUUCUGAGGGAGGAGCGCUAUCCUCUUCUUACCUAUUGUGCCUUGUAUUGGGGAGCACAUGUUUCGACACUGAUCAAAAGGUCCCCGGACCUCUUCGCUUUAUGUGUGCGGUUCUUGGAGCUAGAAAUGAACGUUCAGGCAGCCAGUCAGGCUAUGAUCAUUGAGCUCUAUCACUACUUUCAACAGAACCCACUGAGGAGAAAACGUAUUCCGUGGAGUAUUUCAUUCGGCUUGACAAAGAUCCACCUCGCUUGCUACUUCAAUCUUGAUAUGCUUCUUGCUCAUUAUCUCUCUCGAGAUGAAGAUGUCAAUAUCAAAGACUCCAUGGGAAAAGUACCUAUCGUGUGGGCAAUUGAAAAUGGACACGUUGAAUCAGCACGGGUACUUCUUGAAUCUUGCCGUAUAAAUCCAGACGUCAGAGACAUUGGAGGAAAAUCUCUGCUCAUGUAUGCGGCUGCUGGUCGAUAUGUACAAAUCGCCGAGCUCGUGAUUUUGCAUGGCGCCUCUCCUGAUAUUCGCGAUAACAUGGGAAGAUCCGCCUUAGCCUAUGCAGCAAUUACUGGACAGAUCGCAAUGAUCAAGCUUCUGGUUUCCCAAAAGGUUGAAAUCAACUACUCACAUGAGCCAAAAGCGAAGGAAUAUCUCGAUGAUAGUUCCAUGGCUGACUCGCUCUUAAAUGCAGCGGACGCUCUUGAGCAACAUGGGCCGAUUUUCCUAUUUGACAGGGUGGCAGAUCCUGUGGGCACCCCUCUUAUCGACACUGUUUCUAGCAUACACACGGAAGCCGCCGUUCUUCUCCUAGAUCACGGAGCGGAUCCAAAUUUUGAAAACUCCGAGGGUGAUACUCCUCUGUCCGCUGCGGUGGCAAGAAGGAGCGAAGAGCUAGUGAAUAUACUUCUUGAAAGAGGAGCCACACUUGAAGCCUCACCUUCGACUCUUUGCUAUGCUAUUGAAGCUGGAGAUAGCAAAAUUGUCCGUCGUUUCCUCGAAGCCGGAGCGGAUCCUAAUUUCAAAUAUUUGCCAUCUUCACUGCAACGCUCAGACGACUAUGUGAAUUCUCUGGAGCCCGUAUCCUUAGAAGAAAUGAUGACCAUGUUUAGUCCUGGGGCCUUGUCCACCAAUUUGAUUUUUGUUCCAGAGACUGCUCUGUUUCGUGCGACACGGUUGGGACAUUCAGAUGUGGUAUAUGAGCUUCUCUCAUACGGUGCUGAUCCUAACCAACGAAAUGGAAAAGAAGAAACACCCCUGUUUGUUGCAUCUAAAAUUGGGAAUACUCAGGUUGCGCAGCUUCUUCUUGAGCAGGAUAUUGCUGGGAACACCCCAUUGUUCGGGGCAGUUGAGAGUGGAUCUGUAGAAACUGUCAAGCUUCUCUUGUCCAAAGGAGCAGAUGUUUUUCAGACCAACGCUAUACAUGAGACGGCAUUAUUUGGUGCAACCAAGCAUCUUAGUCCAGAGUUAUGCGAGUUAUUGCUAGCGCAAGGUGCAGACCCGGACGCCAUGAAUCUUCUUCAAUGCACUCCUUUAUUCAAAAUAGCCCAAGAUGUUUGCCUCAUAACCAGCUCAGCGGCCAAACACUUUAUCCCUGGAGAUCACGACUAUGAAGUCUUUGUCAAAAUUGCGACACUCUUGAUUGAACAUGGGGCAAACCCGUCACCCCAACAGUUUCACCCAGAAUUGGAAGAGGUUAGGGAGUGUUUGCAGAUGUUCAUAGCUAUGUGUAGUCAGCCUUUAUCCCCCGACCAACGGCCACCAGAGCUGGCCAUGCUUGCCCGCGGCCUUUGGGGUGAAAAGCUAAGCUCAUUUACUGACGAAAGAGUUUAUACGUUUUUGGAGCUCGUCUGCUUGGGCCGUAAAAAGAUUGAAAGUUGUGGAGAAAGUCCCUUUUAUUGGAUCUCAGCAAUGGGGAAUUGCGAUUUGGUCUCAAGGGUUCUUGAAGAAAAUUUGGCUAUCAAAGCCGAGAACUCUGGUCUUCUUCAAGGCGCAGUGGCAUCCACAAAUGUCGACAUGGCUGAAUUGGUACUGAACGCUCUUGGGGAAGAAGUCCUUGCCGCACAGUCACUUUCAGAUCUUCUUGCAGCCCCAGCACGAGACGGAAAUUUGAACAUGUUCAGACUAAUCUUCAAGCGACUUUUUUCACCGGAAUCCAGCAUUGGCUAUAGUUUGUUUUUGGCGGUCACAAGUGGAAAUACCGAUCUUGUGGAUUUCAUUUUGGCCAAUGUCAACGAUCCACCUCUGGUCGGUAAAACCGGUCUCAAUGUCCUUCACUGGGCCGUUCUUUCCAAGUCUCCUGCAAUGGUCCAAUUUUUGUUGGAGCAUAAAUUACUUGAAAACAUUGAUAUCAAUGCAAAAGACGAUCUCAGGCUUUCUCCGCUUCACUGUGUGACUCAACUUAGGCACGAGAAUACGCCGAUUGCAAAACUUUUUCUUGAGAGAGGUGCCGAUCCCAACAGCACAGAUACUCCUAUGCUUGAACCCGAAGAGCCGCUUGAACCCGAAGAGUCAGCCUCUAAUUCUGGUGAUCACUCCCAAGAUUUAGACUUGAAGGACUUGGGCCUUGAGAAUCUCAGUAUCCAAGAGAAAUAUUAUCACUGGAAUCUUUUGGCUUUUGCAGCUCACAAUGGGGCGGUUGAUCUACUUGAAGUAUUACUUGAAUACAAGGCGGACUCAGAUCCCCGAAACCAAUUUGGUGUCAGACCAAUAUGCUUAGCAGCUCUGGAUGGACAUGAAAGCAUUGUGAGAAUUCUUCUCGAUAAUAAUGUCAACCCAAACCAAGUUGAGGGCUCCAGUGAAGCACCCCUUACAUGGGCCCUUCGGCGACAUAUGGACGUUUACCGUCACGACUCAUCCAGGAUAUCUGACUGGCCAGGCUCUAAAGCAGUGGAGGGAACGGUCAAUAUCCUCCUACAGCGAGGGGCAGAUCCAAAUCCAGCAGAUGGAUCAACACCAAUACUGGCUGCGCUCAGCCUGUAUGCGGAAGACCUGGUUCUACUGUUAUUGAAAGCCGGAAGCAGCCCACAUUGCCGUGAUGCAUAUGAGCGUACACCCCUGAUAAUUGCCACAGCUCUGGGGAUGAAACGAGCUGUUGCAGCAUUGUUGGAGAUACCAGAUGCGUAUACCGAUCCAGAGACCAAGGAUAUCUAUGCUCCUGCACAGACGUUGGAGCUCCUUUGA
Penicillium verhagenii is the source of this 5535-nucleotide messenger RNA. RefSeq lists its product as uncharacterized. Lineage: Eukaryota; Fungi; Ascomycota; Eurotiomycetes; Eurotiales; Aspergillaceae. Gene Ontology annotation, cellular component: cytoplasm; nucleus. The record is from RefSeq and is a predicted model, not a curated record. Gene Ontology annotation, molecular function: protein binding; catalytic activity. Gene Ontology annotation, biological process: nucleoside metabolic process. The transcript is spliced from 5 exons. The coding region runs from base 1 to 5535 and encodes 1844 amino acids.